AUGAGUGCUAAACCUCAAGAGAAGAAGAAACAAAUUGACCCAGUCAAAUCAUUCAUAGCUGGUGGUACAGCUGGUGCAGUUGAAGGUGUAAUCACAUACCCUUUUGAAUUUGCCAAAACUAGACUACAACUAAUUGACAAAUCAUCCAAAGCAUCCCGUAAUCCAUUAGUGCUCAUCUACAACACUGCCAAAACACAAGGUGUUUCCUCAUUAUAUACAGGUUGUCCAGCUUUUGUUGUUGGUAAUACGGUCAAGGCAAGUGUAAGAUUCUUGGGGUUUGACUCCAUCAAAAAACUAUUGGCUGAUAAAGAUGGGAAAUUAUCAGGUCCAAGAGGUGUUUUAGCAGGGCUUGGUGCUGGGUUAUUAGAAUCAGUUGUAGCUGUUACACCAUUUGAAGCUAUCAAGACUGCUUUGAUUGAUGAUAAACAAGCCAAAAUCCCUAUAUAUGGGUCUGGUGUCAUGACUCCAUUUAGAUGUGUUAAAGAUUUGGGAUUAAAAGGUUUAUAUUCAGGUAUUCUACCUGUUUCAUUAAGACAAGCCUCAAAUCAAGCUGUUAGAUUAGGUUGUUAUAAUAAGAUCAAGUCAGCUAUACAAUCAGCAUCGGGGACACCUCCAGAUCAACCAUUAAGUUCUGUGAUGACUUUUAUUGUCGGUGCCUUUUCAGGUAUUGUGACAGUUUACACAACAAUGCCAAUUGAUACUGUCAAGACAAGAAUGCAAGCUUUAGGUGCUGCUAAAAAAUAUUCAAGUACUAUAAAUUGUUUUACUACAAUUUUCAAAGAGGAAGGUUUGAAAACUUUUUGGAAAGGUGCUACUCCAAGAUUAGGUAGAUUGAUCUUGAGUGGUGGUAUUGUUUUCACAAUUUAUGAAAAAGUAUUAGUUGUAUUGGGUUAA
Molecule: messenger RNA, 894 nt
Organism: Hansenula anomala
Lineage: Eukaryota; Fungi; Ascomycota; Saccharomycetes; Phaffomycetales; Wickerhamomycetaceae
Gene: CTP1
Product: Ctp1p
Exons: 3
Coding region: 1-894 (297 amino acids)
Biological process (GO): mitochondrial citrate transmembrane transport
Molecular function (GO): tricarboxylate secondary active transmembrane transporter activity
Source: RefSeq, a predicted model, not a curated record